AUGCAACGACUGUUCGGAGAACGAGUGCCUGAAAUCGAGGGAAUAAAUUCGUUCGCUGGAGCCUCACCCACUUCCGUCGACCUCCUGCCAUGGAUAAAAGAUAACGAAAUUGGGCACAAUGCGGUGAUAGAGACGCCGUUUGGUCAACGACAAGCUAUUUACUGUGAUUAUACUGCCUCUUCAAGAGCUAUUCGAUCUAUUGAGGAAUAUAUUGUGGAUAAUGUACUACCACUUUAUGGAAACACUCACAGCUCAGUAACGGUGACAUCUGAACAGACAACACUUUUCGUUCAUGAGGCCAGGCAAGAAAUACGCGCAAUGACUGGAGCUGGUGACGAAGAUGUUGUGAUUUUCACCGGUACAGGAAGUACAGCUGCUGUUGAAUUACUAACUCAUUUAAUGCAACCUGAAAACCUAAUUGUGAUCCAUUCGAUACAUGAGCACCACUCCAAUUUGCUUCCAUGGCGUUUAGUAGCUGAAGCUUGUUACUGUGUAAAAGAGGCUGACGAUGGAACAAUCGAUAUAGAUGACCUUUCCCGGAUUCUAGCCGAAGCUCGAUCGGAUUAUCCUCAAUCUGAACUCUUAGCAGCUUUCACUGCUUGCUCAAAUAUUACAGGAAUUUGUAUGGAUGUACAAAAAAUCACCGCAAUUCUCAAAAAGUACAAUGCGUUAUGCGUUUGGGACUAUGCAUCAGCAGCUCCUUAUGUCAAAAUCAAUGUGAACGGAGCGCAACCGCUUGAUGCAGUAUUCUUCUCAGGACACAAAUUUAUCGGGGGAGUAUCAACGCCAGGUGUACUGGUCGUCAAAAAGUCGUUGAUACGAACAACACGUCCGAAAAGAAUAGGUGGAGGGACGGUAUUCUUUGUUUCUCAAUCAGGAGAAUGGUACUUGAAAGAUUCUGAGUAUCGCGAAGAAGGCGGAACUCCCGACAGUAUAGGAAUUAUACGUUUGGCGCUUGCUGUGAAGUUGAAGAGAGCAGUAGGAGAGGACACGGUGGCAAAAUUAGAGGAACAGAACUCCGAACGAUUCCUGAGAUCCUUGAAAAAUCUUAGAAAUGUGGUUCUUUUAGGAUCUUCCGCAGUGAAAAAUAGACUGUCGGUAUUCUCAUUUCUAGUCAAGGAUGUCCCAUCAGGACUUUUCUUCCAUCAUAACUACAUAGCUGCGCUGUUAAACGAUUUGUUCGGAAUACAAAGUCGGGCAGGAUGUAUGUGUGCAGGACCAUACGCUCAGUAUUUGAUGGGCAUUGAAGAACAGCUAGCUAUGGAGUAUUUGGAAGCUCUUCGAGAAUCCGAAGGUCUUGACAGAACUCAUCUUCGAAGAAUUGGUGAGUACUCUCCUCAUGAAGUACUACGACCAGGAUUCACCAGAGUGUCAAUACCGUAUUUUUGGACGAAUGAGCAGAUUGACCACCUCGUCGAAUGUAUUCGCUUCGUGUCUGAACGGGCUACGGAUUUCAUUCAUCUGUACCAAAUGAACUGUGAAAGUGCCGAAUGGCAUCACCACAAGCAGCGCGCUUUCCAUGCAAGGAAAUGGCUAGGACAUGUAACAUUCUCGAGAAAUGGUAUGGUAGUAGCAGAGAGAAAGAAAAACACUGCCGACCCAGUGCCGUCAGACAGAUUGAUCGCUGAAGGUCAUCGUCUAGCCGAUGAGAGUCUCGAAAUGUUGGAGAGAAGUGUGGUUCCUGACGGUAGAUCAGCGAUCGAUGAACGUCAUGCACAUUUGCGUUGGUUCGUGUUACCCAUAGAGGUAGCCGAACGAACGCGAGAAAUACCUGUCAACCACCCCAAAGUGCCAUUCCAACCACGAUUCUACUCAAAUGUGUUUGAAAAAGAAGAGGAUGACUUUAAACCUGACACGGAGACAUUGCUUACGGAUCACGUCAAAAUAACCAAUGGUCAUGCUGAUCACGAGCUUCCAGAGGAACAAAUUAGUCUUGAGAAUGAGGAGCUGAAUUUCAAUGAUCACUGUGAACCAUGCGAACUGUUCAAUUCAGGAGAUUGCAGUAUUUUGGCGGAAACACCUCAAUGCAUUUUGGAUCAAGAAGAUCGUGAAAGAGGAGGAACGGAUGAUACUGAAGCUGAUGAUGAACUGAAAUGCACUAAGGUAAUCGAAGAUUGGGACAAACGUGUGAUUGUUCGUCGACGCGAAUUGCUUCCAUCCGAAGAGAUGAAGCUACGAUGGCAUAAACCACCAUUAGAAAUGUAUAAAAGGGUCACUGAAGCAAUACAUGGCUUGGAUAUGAUUAAGGAGGAUGAUAAGGUCCUGGUGUGUUUGUCGGGUGGAAAAGAUUCGUUAUCUCUCUUGCAUAUCCUACAUUUCUAUCAGUCAAGAUGUCGAAAGAACAAGAGUACAAAUUUCGAACUUGGCGCGAUAACAGUGGAUCCAGGAUCCUCGGCUUAUAAUCCACGUCCAUUGAUCGAAUAUUGCCGAUCGUUAAACAUUGAUUAUUUCUAUGAGGAACAAGAUAUUAUCAGUUCCGCUAAAAGACAGAAAAAUUUACGAUCGAUAUGUGCAUUUUGUAGUAGAUUAAAAAGAGGGAGAUUAGCUGCUGCUGCUCAACAUCAUGGUUGGAAUGUGCUGGCAAUGGGCCAACAUUUGGAUGAUGUAGCUGAGAGCUUCUUCAUCGCUGCGUUCCAGAAUGGCAACUUAAGCACAAUGAAGGCGCAGUAUCAAACACGCGAUGGAACGUUGAGAGUAAUCCGACCGCUGAUUUUUGUUCGUGAACAAGCAUUACGUGAAUUCGCAUCCUCACGAGGAUUACCCGUUGUCGCCGAGAAUUGUCCGGCAUGCUUUAAUCAGGCUACGGAAAGACAUCGGAUCAAACAGCUACUUGCUCAACAAGAACUCAUAUUCCCUGAUUUGUUCAACUCAUUACGAUCAGCGCUACGACCUCUCCUAUUGGUCGAUUCAGCAAGAACAGAUGAGAUGCGAGCGCUAAGAUUCCUUCAUUUUUCUGCGUACUGCGAUUGUGGCAGCGCACCCGCCUACGCAAUUGCACCGAGUUUGACGUCGGUUUGA
Necator americanus (New World hookworm) is the source of this 3018-nucleotide messenger RNA. RefSeq lists its product as uncharacterized. The record is from RefSeq and is a predicted model, not a curated record. NCBI's taxonomy places the organism in Eukaryota, Metazoa, Nematoda, Chromadorea, Rhabditida, Ancylostomatidae. The coding region runs from base 1 to 3018 and encodes 1005 amino acids. The transcript is spliced from 29 exons.